Molecule: messenger RNA, 6832 nt
Organism: Epinephelus fuscoguttatus (brown-marbled grouper)
Lineage: Eukaryota; Metazoa; Chordata; Actinopteri; Perciformes; Serranidae
Gene: cdk18
Product: cyclin dependent kinase 18
Exons: 16
Coding region: 312-1724 (470 amino acids)
Biological process (GO): protein phosphorylation
Cellular component (GO): cytoplasm; nucleus
Molecular function (GO): ATP binding; protein kinase activity
Source: RefSeq, a predicted model, not a curated record
GGCUUUAUUUAGUCUGUCGUGUUGUCUGGCCAGUGAGACAGCUCGCAGUCUGUGCGGAGGACAGAGGGAGGGUGGAAGGGUGAGCUGUCAGAAGGAGCAGUGGACAGGUCUGUCCAUUUUCCCUGUCUUCCUGCUGAGCCAUCUGUCCAUCACACUGAUAGAGCUGCCUGCAUUUUGUGGAUUUAUCUCAGUGUGAGUGACACCUGGGAAGGCAAGGGAGCCCUGAGUGGAUAGGCAGGAGUCUGCUUUCCCCCUCCGUCCCUCCUGUGUGUGUGGAUGACCUGUGCACCUCUAGUCUGUUCCUCAGCAACAUGCACAAGAUGAAGAACUUUAAGAGGCGUUUUUCUCUUUCUGUUCCUCGCACUGAGACCAUUGAGGAGAAUGAGUUCACUGAGCAGAUAAACCAGCUCAACAUACAGCACACUCAGGGCCUGACUCCAGACAGGCUGGGCCCUCCAUCUCAUGAUGCCAGUCCUUCAAGCCCUGAGCCAACAACACCGGGAGCUCAGUCUCCGUCCCACCUCCACUUCCACAGCAAGGCCCAGCACAGACGUUUCUCCAUGGAGGACGUCAGUAAGCGCAUGUCUCUGCCCAUGGACAUCCGCCUGCCCCCAGAGUUUCUCAAGAAACUGCAGCUGGAGAGUGAAAACUCACCACUCUGCAAACCUCUCAGUCGCAUGUCUCGACGUGCUUCACUGUCUGAUAUAGGCUUUGGGAAAUUGGAGACAUACGUGAAACUCGGCAAACUGGGUGAGGGGACGUAUGCCACAGUGUUCAAAGGGCGAAGCAAACUAACGGAGAACCUGGUGGCAUUAAAGGAGAUUCGGCUGGAGCACGAGGAGGGAGCACCUUGCACUGCUAUCAGAGAGGUUUCUCUGCUGAAGAACCUGAAACACGCCAACAUCGUCACGCUGCACGACAUCAUCCACACCGACCGCUGCCUCACUCUGGUGUUUGAGUAUCUAGACAGUGACCUUAAACAGUACCUGGACAACUGCGGGAAUCUCAUGAGCAUGCAUAACGUCAAGAUCUUCAUGUUCCAGCUGCUGCGCGGUCUAUCCUACUGUCACAAGAGGAAAAUCCUCCACAGAGACCUAAAACCUCAGAACCUGCUCAUCAAUGACAAGGGCGAGCUCAAACUGGCUGACUUUGGUCUGGCGAGGGCCAAGUCUGUCCCCACUAAGACCUACUCCAAUGAGGUGGUAACCCUAUGGUAUCGGCCCCCUGACGUGCUGCUGGGCUCAACAGAAUACUCCACACCCAUUGAUAUGUGGGGUGUGGGUUGUAUCUUGUAUGAGAUGGCAACAGGUCGUCCCAUGUUUCCUGGCGCCACAGUGAAAGAGGAGCUACACUUAAUUUUUAGGCUUCUGGGCACUGCAACAGAAGAGACUUGGCCUGGUAUCAGCAGUAAUGACGAGUUUCGCUCUUACCUCUUUCCUCAAUAUAGACCUCAAGCUCUCAUCAACCAUGUGCCCAGGUUGGACACAGAGGGGAUCGACCUGCUGUCUGCUCUGCUGCUGUAUGACACCAGGAGCAGAAUCUCCUCCGAAGCCGCUCUACAUCAUCCCUACUUCCUGAGUCUGGGGGAUAACAUACACAAUUUGUCAGACACUGCUUCGGUGUUUUCCCUCAGGGAGGUGCAGCUCCAGAAGGACCCAGGCCAUCGCAGCUCAGUGUUUCAGCCUUUAAGUCGAGGAAAGAACCGCAGACAAAGCAUCUUCUAGAGGUCACAGAGGAGGAUCAGAGAGAGACAGAGAAGAGGAGCUGCCUUUUCAGACCACAGCUCAGCACACUCACAAGCAUGCUCACCUGUGUGCACACACCUGCAUGUACACGCAAACUCAUGUGCACACGCUCAUUUCUAAGGCAGCUGACCAUGGAGACACACAGGGUUCCUGGAUACAAACUUGUACUGCACUUGAAAUGACUGAGAUGAGAUAUAAUCUUCCUCCACACGCAUGCAGUACAUGCUUGCACACAUUUGCACAAUCAGCGACACUGAACAUGCUGCCAUUACUUAGCUGCACACACCAGAGAUUUGUAAGUAUCCCGCUGACAACAUCAGGCAUUUCAAGCCAAGAUCUCAACCAUUAGGCUCCUAAGUAAAGCUGCUCUUCUAUAAUGUACACAUAUACGCAAACUUGUAUAAUUUCCAUUCAGAGCACACCCAGGGCUCUAGCCAUUUAAGGUAGCUACCAUAUGUGGAACCAUUAAAUAUAAUCACAGGAGUACAGACGUAAGGGGUGAGGUGUCAGUGGAGGUCGUAAAGUCUAAUGACGUCAACUUGUUUCCAAAUUUUGCUGAAUGUUUGUGCUACUAAAUUUUAAGCUUGUCUCUACACCAAAAUGUAGCUUAAAGGUACACUCUCUGAUUUUGUUGUGGCACCUCCAAAUUGUAAAAUGUCCUCCCAGCUCAAAAUUUAAGAAAUUCUGAGGUCAUAAAUUCUUCAAAUGCAGCCAUGGCAGCUCUUUAGAAAAAUAUGACCAGAAACCAAAGAAAAGGUUUCUAUUUUUUUUUCUCAAUGAACUGUUAAGUAGUGCUAUAUGUGUCCUCACCUUAAAGUCUAAAUGGUGAUUCAAAGGUUAUGCCAGGACAAAACUCAGUGGGAGAAAUGCUAAAUAUUCUAUUAUUUUGGGCACAUUUAAACACACAAUACCAGCUUAUAAAAUGCCAAAAGUUCCGUCAGGUUGCUGUAACCCUUCAAAUUCACAGAAGGAGCAUGGUAAUGGUGGCUAGGGCCUUGAAUGCUAAAUAACAAAGAGUGUGAGCAUUUAAACAAUUUAUGUCUUUGUUAGCUAUAAAUGAGUUAACAGGCUACUUAAGCAGUAAAAUGUCAGCCCAGUCACCAAAAGAAAAUGUUGGCAUUGUAGGUUUCUGCAAGCCACUGAUAUGUUACAUUUAUACAUUUCAUUUGUAUCAUAUCAAUGUUUCUAAAAUGACGUAGUAUAUGACUUUGUCAUCGGGAGCUGGAGGGUACAGGGAAUGGUGUGACACAGCGAGACACCUGCCAAGCUGCAGACCACUGUUCGAGACCAACAAACAACAGAACCUUUUUUAGCGACUCAUUGCUGUGUUUCCAGUGGCUUUUUAGCCACCAAAUGUGGUUGAUUUUUAGCAACCUGUCGCUGUGUUUCCAUUGGGGAUAGUGCCGCAUAAAGAUAAAGUGAUAUAUACAGGGAUAUAGCUGCGUAUCCAGCCAGGAUUGUGCCAGUGAUACUUUUCCUAACUAUAACAAAGUGGUUUUUGUGUCUAAACCUAACCACACGUUAACCACAGUGUUGUUAAAACAUAGUUUUCAUUGUAUCCACUACAUAAUACAGACAAAUGGAACAUAUUUGUGGUUUGCAGAAACAUACAAUUGCAGCAUGUAUUCUGGCAAUUGGGAUGGACAUUUUGGACAUCAUGAGGCUGCCAGCUGGAGGUUAUGAUGGUUAGUUUCCAGGAACGCUCUUGACAAAGGUCCAGUAGGAUCGAAACGUUAGUGUUACUUAUAAAUUAUGAAGCUGAGCAAGAGCAGUGUGCAGGAUUUUCUGUUCAAAGACUCAAGUGAUAUUUUCCAACGCACCUGCUACUGAGACAGUUGGAUGUGCGAAUAUCUCUCUUCAAACAAAUCACUAGCUACCAGGCUCUGCCAGCUAGCUAAGAAACUGACAUUAUUUAAACAAUUUAAAGGAUUUAUCCGUGAUGAAAUUAGUAGAUCCCUGUCAAAAGAGUCACCAAUAUAGCAGCUAGGUGUGUGCUAUGUCACCCUGCAGUCUUGAAGUUGUACAUACACAAGUAGUCUGAACACUGGAGAAGUAGCAACACACUGUUCAUUUGCAGUAAUUCUGUUCACAUGAAGCAAACAUUGAAGGUACCAUCAAAUCUGACUCCAUCAUACAAAACUCUGUUGUAAAAUGAAUUCAUGUCGACAGGUUUGCCUUGCUACAGUGCCCCUGUGUUUCAACUCAGUGUGGGGUUUUGUUCCAAACAGUGUUAAGAGCUGACUUUCACUCCAGUUUUUGAAGUUGCCUUAGUAAAAUGUGCAUGAUAUUUUCGGCUUGUGAAGAAUCUAUAUUUGAUCUAGUGUAGCCAACGUGUUAGGAGGCAGUUGCUUUGUGUGUGUAAAUAACUCACCAUGAGUGUGUGUAUUCUUAGUCUCCUAUUUGCACAAACCAGAAGUGUCCUCUGAAGCCUGCUCCCUUCCCUUUGUUUCUUACCUUACAUGGCUCCAAAAUAUGACCCUAUAUUGUACCCAAACCCCUUAACCCUAAACUGGGAAAGUAUGUCCUACAAGUACUUUCUGGUAGCAAACUACUUUCAGUAGAACUCACCACUACCCCUUAUAUUUUGCACAGCUCUACUACACCUAUUGCCAGGAAGCAGCUUUCGGCUGUUGGACCAUAAUAGACAGUGUAUUACAGCACAUAGGCUACAGUAUAACUUAGAAAGCAUAGAAAGUAUCUGCAGAAGUGAAAUCUUACAUAUUUAUUGUCCUUCACAGUUCCCUUGUGACUGAGCCCAGAGGUUAUGCUUACUGUAUGCUACAGAAGAUAAAACAAUGUGCAGACACAAUAGUGAUGGGGACUUGUGGCUAAACUGCUCUCUGUCUCUCCGUAAUCUGCCUUUACUCCCUCUCCAUCCCCAGUAUAUCUAUGAAUAUUCUCAGUCAUCCAGGUCAUAUGAUAUCCAGAAGUGGCUUUGAAGGCAUUUAGUCUUCCAUCUAAAAUGCUUCCUCAGUUCAGACUUGUGGGAAGUAAGUCGGGGGUAAGGUUGAAACAAACUGCUUCAGUUGUUAUGUUGUCUAACCACAUCUGAGGGCAAAAGCUAUUCUGAACAACCACACUCAAAAGUAGCGUGCAGUCAUAGGGAGAGAAAAGAUGCGAUAAUAGUUCCAAUGGGGAUAUCAGAGGAAAGACUGUCCUCUGAUAUAUGUUUGAAUACAAAGAAGAAUUACAAAGUAUGUAUAAAGUAUAAAGAGUAUAAAGAGUAAGAGAUAGAGCAUUGGAGGCACGGCUCACUUCAUUCCGAUGAAGGUUGCUCAGUGGCGUAUGAAGCCAAAAAGGUUCAACUGCUGCAUAUAAAAUUAUCCAGACGAUCAGCACUAAUUCCACUGUGUGCAGUCUAAAGAGCAGCCAUGCCUGCAAAGUCAGCUACUUCCAGGUUAGGGAUCAGCUAACUUGAAUAAAGAUAAGGUGAUUUAUCAUGGGUUUCCUCUAGACCUUCCAAAUGUUAUUGUACCAAUCAAACAAGUCAUUUUGUGGGUGUGUGAUGCUCAAGAAAAUGUAUAUAGUCAUCUCCUUUGCCGUUUAAAUCAACGUAAAAAAGUCUUAUGGGCCACAUAGCAGCGUCAGACGACAGUUGUAAUUACACUUUUUGGCCACUAGGAUAAUUUACUUCAGAGCUUGGCCAACUUCCUGGGGACCUGAAUUAAAGCCCAGUUCAAACAACAUUCCCAGAGUAUCUAGUGUCAGUACUGUGACAUAUUUCAGGAUAGGCAGGUGGAAUAUAAUGUUGGAAGGAAUUGCCUUGAUGGUUGAAAAGUAGGCGUGUCAUAACAGUGACGCUGCAACGGUGUACUGCCGAUUUUAUAGCAGUAUCCAUCGGGGGGAGAUAAACGAAGUCCAUCGUUUGCUCGGUGUAAUGUUCUUUGCUGAAGCAGUCCACUCUAAAAUGUUUUGCACAUAAUCUAAAGCUGUCACAGAUACCACCUCGCUCAGAGUGAAUAAAUGCUAGAGCAGCGGCCCCAUGACCAUUUUUGGAGAAACUUUAUUUGUGAAACAAUGACACAUUGAUGUACCACGUUUUUGCUAGCUAACGUAAUCUUGCAGAUUGUUGAUGGGUGGAUGUCAUGAUAUAAUUGGUUGGUACUAGAUAAUAUAAGCACAUUUUUACAGAAAGAAAACAUGGUUGGAUUUUGAUAAGAUUAGGAAGACUGUAACCCCAGCAGAGGUUCAAUGUGUGGCACUCCCAACAAGUUUGUCAGAACUGAGGAAGUCUUUCAGAUAAGAGCUAAAAUAUCUUCAAGAAAUAUAUCGCGUGUCUACAGUUGCCUUUGGUUUUGCACCCUAGACGAUAGAAUCCAAUCCACAGAAUUGAGCAGAUGAAUGAUACAUUGAUAUUGUUAAGGAAGACAGAGGUAGAGAAGCUAAUCAGUAACCAGAGAGUUGUUGAUUUGACCCUCAAAAGCAGAGUGCGUCCAAAUUGCUCGUAAGCCAGGCAGUGAACCCCCAAAGCCCUCCAUUGCAGUCGAGAGUUUGUGUUUGAGUGAAGUGACGAAUGUCAGUGAAAGUUAAAUGGCCCCUGAAAGAUUUUUCUACCUCUCAAAGUGAAUGACGCUGAUGGAAGAAUUGUGUUGUGACCAUUUAACCCUUUUCACCUGUUACUGAGUACAAGCAAAGGUAAAGGCAGUGAGGAGAGAAAUAUAGGGUGAACCUGCUGGGACUUCAGAGGGAUGUAUAGCUGUGGAUGUUAUUCUUCCAUCCUCCCCCUUCUUUCCCUCAGUGGCAGAAGUAUUACUGUGCAUUUAGUUGUGGUAAAUGAAGCUAUUUUAAAUACUGUAAUGACAAAAUAAAUAAUAUAUAUGUAUUUUAACAGAUGUUUUCAUCUUUCUCAGUGAGUUUUAUGCCGUUAAAAAAAUAGAAUACUGUAUUUAAAAUAAAAUAAAGAAAAAAAACCCCACAGAUGUCUAAAUGUUUUAUAAAAGAUAAGUUUAGAUUUUGUAUGAGAUGUGAUAUUUUGUGUGAUUUGUCUACACUGUUAUGAAAUGAGAAAUUGAAUGUACUGUGACUGCCAACAGGCAUAAAAUUGAUUGAAUAACUGAUUAAUUAAUGAAUAAAUAAACUAUUGAAAU